This is a messenger RNA of Episyrphus balteatus (marmalade hoverfly), 932 nucleotides long. It is a transcript of the gene ND-30, whose product is annotated as NADH dehydrogenase [ubiquinone] iron-sulfur protein 3, mitochondrial. The transcript is spliced from 4 exons. NCBI's taxonomy places the organism in Eukaryota, Metazoa, Arthropoda, Insecta, Diptera, Syrphidae. Gene Ontology annotation, molecular function: NADH dehydrogenase (ubiquinone) activity. The record is from RefSeq and is a predicted model, not a curated record. The coding region runs from base 89 to 877 and encodes 262 amino acids.
UCAUUACAUAAAUCUGUCAAAAAAAAAUCAUUCGAAAAAAUUAAAAAGAUUCCUGCACAAUUUCGAUUGCCUUUUGCAAAAUAAUUAAAUGGCAUCAUUGCUAAGGAAUCUAGGAAAUAAAUUAGCUACCAAUCUGGUAGCUAAAAAUGCAUCAUCACCAGCCAGUCGCCUAGCUCUUGUGAGAUUUGCAAGCACUACCACAGGAAAACCCGAUGAACGACCAACUGUCCGUAAAGCAAAUGAGACGGCUCGUUCUCAUUUGACCGACUUUGGACGGUACGUUGCCGAAUGCAUGCCAAAGUAUGUGCAAAAGGUUCAAUUAACCGCUGGCGAUGAACUCGAAGUUCUUAUCUGUCCCGAAGGAGUUGUGCCUGUAUUACAAUUCCUUAAGGACCAUCAUCAGGCUCAGUUUGCCAAUUUGGUUGACAUUGGUGGCAUGGACGUGCCAAGUCGCAAAUACCGCUUCGAAGUUAUUUACAAUAUUCUGUCGUUGCGUUACAAUUCGAGAAUUCGUGUCAAGACCUACACCGAUGAACUGACACCAUUAGAUUCGUGCAAUGAGGUAUUUAAAGCAGCCAAUUGGUAUGAGCGUGAGAUCUGGGAUAUGUACGGUGUGUUCUUCGCUAAUCAUCCUGAUUUGCGUAGAAUUUUGACCGAUUACGGGUUUGAGGGUCAUCCACAACGUCGUGACUUCCCAUUGUCGGGUUAUGUUGAGCUCCGAUAUGAUGAUGAGAAAAAACGUGUGGUUUGCGAACCAUUGGAAUUAGCACAGGAAUUCCGUAAAUUUGAUUUGUCUGCACCUUGGGAACAGUUUCCAAAUUUCCGUAAUGCUAAUCCACCAGCAGUGACGGUCGAUACCAAAGACCAAAAGAAGUAGAAUCAAUCCAAUUGUCUGUUAAAUAUUUCAAAUAAAUAACUAAAUAUAAAAUGUA